GGAGAGAACCCAGCUUGCUUGGGUCUUGGGGGGAGGCGGUGGUGGCUCUGGAGAAGGAAGAGGAGUGGGGCCGGAGGAGGCAGCGGCGGCGAACCGGCCAGGGUGAUGGUACAGGUGCCAGGGCCCGGCGCGGAGCUGCCGCGCUGAAGGACGACGGGUCCCGAGUCCGCAGCGCCGCCGCGUCGCUCCCGGGGACGGGCGAGCGGGCGGGAAGAUGCUGAGCAGGUUGAUGAGCGGCAGCAGCAGGAGUCUGGAGCGCGAGUACAGCUGCACAGUGCGGCUGCUGGACGACAGCGAGUACACCUGCACCAUCCAGAGAGAUGCCAAAGGCCAGUACCUGUUUGACCUCCUUUGCCACCACCUGAACCUGCUUGAAAAAGACUACUUUGGGAUUCGUUUUGUGGACCCAGAUAAGCAGCGGCAUUGGUUGGAGUUUACAAAGUCAGUGGUGAAGCAAUUGAGAUCCCAGCCUCCGUUUACCAUGUGCUUCCGGGUGAAGUUCUACCCUGCAGACCCUGCUGCUCUGAAGGAAGAGAUAACCAGGUACUUAGUCUUCCUGCAGAUCAAAAGGGAUCUCUACCAUGGCCGUCUCCUCUGUAAGACAUCGGAUGCCGCCUUGUUAGCAGCCUAUAUCCUUCAAGCGGAGAUUGGGGAUUACGACCCAGGAAAGCACCCUGAGGGCUACAGCUCCAAGUUCCAGUUUUUCCCAAAGCAUUCAGAGAAACUGGAAAAGAAAAUUGCUGAGAUUCACAAGACUGAACUCAGUGGUCAAACACCAGCAACAUCAGAGCUGAAUUUCUUGAGAAAGGCACAGACAUUAGAGACCUACGGAGUGGACCCUCACCCGUGUAAGGACGUGUCGGGAAAUGCUGCGUUUCUGGCUUUCACUCCUUUCGGGUUUGUUGUUCUUCAAGGAAACAAGAGGGUCCACUUCAUUAAGUGGAAUGAGGUGACCAAACUGAAAUUUGAAGGAAAGACUUUCUAUUUAUAUGUAAGUCAGAAAGAGGAAAAGAAAAUUAUUCUCACAUAUUUUGCUCCAACUCCAGAAGCCUGCAAGCACCUCUGGAAGUGUGGAAUUGAGAAUCAAGCCUUCUACAAGCUGGAGAAGUCAAGCCAAGUUCGUACAGUGUCCAGCAGCAACCUGUUCUUCAAAGGGAGCCGGUUCCGAUACAGUGGCCGGGUUGCAAAGGAAGUCAUGGAGUCAAGUGCCAAGAUCAAACGGGAGCCACCAGAAAUACACAGAGCAGGGAUGGUUCCCAGCCGCAGCUGUCCCUCCAUAACCCACGGCCCACGGCUGAGCAGUGUCCCCAGGACACGAAGAAGAGCUGUUCACAUCUCCAUCAUGGAAGGCCUGGAGUCCCUACGAGACAGUGCCCAUUCCACACCAGUACGGUCCUCUUCCCAUGGGGACACCUUCUUGCCUCACGUGAGGAGUAGCCGGGCAGACAGCAAUGAGCGUGUAGCUGUGAUUGCAGACGAGGCCUACAGCCCAGCAGACAGCGUGCUACCCACCCCUGUAGCCGAGCACAGCCUGGAGCUGAUGCUGCUAUCCCGGCAGAUCAACGGAGCCACGUGCAGCAUUGAGGAGGAGAAGGAGUCUGAGGCCAGCACCCCAACUGCAGCAGAGGUGGAGGCCCUUGGAGGAGAGCUGAGGGCCCUGUGUCAGGGGCACGGCGGGCCAGAGCAAGAACAGGUGAAUAAGUUUGUUUUAAGUGUCCUCCGUUUGCUCCUUGUGACCAUGGGGCUCCUCUUUGUUUUGCUCCUCCUCCUGAUCAUCCUCACUGAGUCUGACCUUGACAUUGCCUUUUUCCGAGAUAUCCGCCAGACCCCAGAGUUUGAACAAUUCCACUAUCAAUACUUUUGUCCCCUCAGGCGAUGGUUUGCCUGCAAAAUCCGCUCAGUGGUGAGCCUGCUCAUUGACACCUGAGAAGGCAUGACUCCUCCCAAAAACUAGUCAGGUGGACCAUGGAACCCGGCUACCCAUUCCCAGCAAUGGGAUCCAUCGCGGAACCAUCGGCACACACCAAGUCCUCCUCAUGACUCAAAGCCCACUGCAGCCUAGGAGGGUUCUUUCCCAGAAGAAGAAAGGGACAUAGGCUAAAGCCCUGUAAAGAAACUGGGAAAACUCAAUUUCUUCAGAGGCUCUUGCAAGAAAGGCUCAGCAACUCUUAUGUUUCUCAUCCUUCAAUAUGCAGGAAAAUUUUUGGGUUCGAACUUUAAUUUUUCAUAGAUGUGUAUUAUUUUGAAAGUAUCCAAAUAAAAAUAAUUUAUUUUACUAUACUGAUUAUUGCAGUAGUGCCACCUGGGAGACGGGACACUAGCUGAAGACAGAGCUGUCGUCCCCUCUGUACCCUGCAGCCUUCUCACUGGUCCCACUGAGUUCCGGGAGACCCAGCAAGACAGGCCAGGGCUGUGGACAGCCAGGAUCGUUGAGGUUUAUUUGCCAGACAGAAGGUUUAACAAAGUAAACACCUGUGCAGAAUAAUUAAACUAGAAAGUUGCUUCUUACGAUGGUCUGAGUUGGAUUUUCUUUUCUUUUGUUUUCCCACAUCUGAGCAGAGUGGGCACAUCUGAAGGGACCGCAGCUACAGCAGCAGCAGCAGCAGCAGGGGUGGGGUAAGUCUGUCCCCUUAGACUAGAGCCUAGUGGACAUCACUUAGUUUUAUUUCAUCAUUGUUUUUUUUCCUGAAGAACCUCAAGACUCUUCUAGCGCUUCUGGGUGUUAAAUGAAGUCAUUGGCAGCAGCGUGCACCACUGGAAAUGCCCCGCGGUGUAGUUACCAGAGACCUGUGCUAAGCCGCCUGAGCGCCUGUAGGGCAGAGAGCGGUACUUGUUUUGUACAGUGUGCCCUUCCAAAAAAGGACUAUUUCAAGCUCUAUUUUAACAGCAAAAUGUUAUUUUCUUAUCUAUUCGUAUUUUUUUUUAACUUUAUGGAUUAAGAAAAUAGAACCUGAUGACCUUUAGAUGCGAGAGAAACAGAUCUGAGGAAAACAUGGAGCGCGAGCAGCAACCUUGGAAGGGCCGGGAGACACUCUGAACAGAAUCAAGUGAUGCCUACAAGAGGCAGGAUUUGACCAUGGCAGAGAUCAACACUUACUGUAGAAAUGCCACCCACAGAGUCAGCCUCCGCUCCUGGAAAUAAGGCCACGGAGAAUACUUGGAGGGCGUCACUCACAGCAGCACAGGACCACACGAAGGUGAGGAGUCCCAGGCCUCUGCACUUAAAAACAACCACACACACGAUCUUGUUUGCAUCUCAGGGAGAGAUUGCUAAGGCAUCCGGAGCCCAAGGACUUAUUUAAAGGACUGCCAAAGGGCACAGUCCUGGGACCCAGACAAGAACGGAGCUAAACAGCCCCCAAAGCAGAGCCGAUUGGACUAUAGUACAUUUGAGCUCCUCGUGUUUUCACCUGUGGUGGUAAACCCAUGCCCAUGUUCAGCCAGUGGUUUGGAGGAUGCCAGGGUGUGUAUGUAGUUUUAAAGAUGCCAUCCUUAUCUAGAUGUCAGCAAACCUCUUUAAUAGAGUUUUGGUUUGUGGACCGUACUCUGCCACCCUAGCAACCUCUGAUAUUGUAUGCAUAAAGAAGUGUAAUUCUGAGGAUGGAGCUCACUGGGUAGAGUACAUGCCUAGCAUUAGCCGCGUACUGUGUGGGGGCACGUACCUGUGAUCCCAGCAUUCAAGUACAGACAGGAGGAUCAGAAGUUCAGGGUCACACCAGUUACAUAAUAGUUCAAGGCCAGUCUGGGAUUCAUGAAACCCUGUCUCGGGACUGCCAGUCUCCCACUUCCCAAACAACAAUAAACAAAACAAAAUAAAACAGCAAUAUGCUGAAAUUGGCCCACAGCCAUAAGAUUGCAGACCCUGACCUACACAAUACAACCACCACACGUUAGGGCCAGCUUCAAUUCCUGUCUCAUGUAAGACCUAGAACCAUUUCCCCAUGGGGGCUUUGCCGGGUGCUCCACCAACCAGCAGUGACGUCACAUCUGAUGCAAUGAUCAAGUACUGCCUCUCGGAACAGCGGUGACUCGCAGAACGGACACAGACCUAUCUGAUCAUUUCCAUACCAGCAAGAGUUUGGGUAAAACCUAAUACAUACUUACCACGUGACAAGACAAACCGAGGGGAUCCUAGUAAAGACUAGAGAUCGCUUCAAAGCAACGAGCCACUGCCAUCUGUCAACUUCAGAGCAAAGGUCUACUUAGCACAGGACUCAGGUCAAAGUCCCCUAGAGAUGCAAAGGCUGCUGGGAAACAGGGCUGGUCUGAACUGGGAUUUCUAUUUUUAUGCAACAUAGCAGAUUGCCUUCUAGUGUAGUGCUCCUACCUCAGUUUGUAGAACACAGCGUCUAUGCAGUGAGUGGUAGCCUCGCCUCUGACCCUUCACAGCCACGCGAGGGAGGCAGCCUGCCAUUGCCUGGUGUGUUUCUUGUGUCUAGAGCCCUAACAGUGGUCCUUGCCAUUUCCGACAUCUGAUCAACCUUCAGGUUGUUUUUGUUCCCCAAAGCUUAUCCCAGAAAAUAAGGACAGAAAAGGCUUCCUUCGAUUUGGUUCCCAAAUAGUUUUCAAUAGUUCAACAACAAAGCCCCAUUAUUGGUGACUAGUGCUUUUCAGUAUUUCCCCGUCAUUAAAAAGUUCUGUUUUCA
Messenger RNA from Microtus ochrogaster (prairie vole), 4646 nucleotides. It is a transcript of the gene Frmd5, whose product is annotated as FERM domain containing 5. Gene Ontology annotation, molecular function: cytoskeletal protein binding. The record is from RefSeq and is a predicted model, not a curated record. Gene Ontology annotation, biological process: actomyosin structure organization. Gene Ontology annotation, cellular component: cytoskeleton. NCBI's taxonomy places the organism in Eukaryota, Metazoa, Chordata, Mammalia, Rodentia, Cricetidae.